Molecule: messenger RNA, 1038 nt
Organism: Annulohypoxylon maeteangense
Lineage: Eukaryota; Fungi; Ascomycota; Sordariomycetes; Xylariales; Hypoxylaceae
Exons: 2
Coding region: 1-1038 (345 amino acids)
Source: RefSeq, a predicted model, not a curated record
AUGGCGACAAUUGUAAUCGGAGACGAGAGUCUAAUCAUCGAUUUCGAUGGAUUCAUAUUCGAAGAUGCUCAAAUAGACCCCUCUGUCAGCACCGCGCUCACGACGCCCCUCCAAGGCGUGGAUGCCGGCGAGGCCACUGUGUACAACAACGCGCUGAACCUGAUGACCACAGCGCUGUUGUUCAAGCAAGAGUGGAUUGAUAACACACCCGAGUCUAAGACGAGAUUCAUUAACGCGGUCACCCGCCACUGGGGAUUAACAACUGCAAAUGCCACGUCCUUCCUUAUUGACAUGCUCUUCUCCGCUAGACGACGUGUAUUUGGGUGUUGGGAGCAGACUCCAAGCCAAGUCCGCAAAACAUUCUCCGAAUCCCCUGAAACCGUCGCAAUUAUUCACGACAUCCUCCGAGCGACAAAGGUGCCGACAUUUGUCCAGGGCAUUCACAAUCCAGUCGCACCGCAUCUCAAGCCCUACGCCGUUAUCUGCAAGGACCUCGUGAGACUUGUCCAAGGAGACAUACUUGGGCUUGGUUUCGCCGAGGACGAGAUCAACACGCAGCAGAUCACCAAUAUCAUCGGUAGAAUGCUAAGCCCUGGUCAUCAACUCCUGGUACAACGAACGAUCGAAGAGGCGCAAGCUCCAGGCCAAAUUUGUCCGAUUAUUGUGUCAAUUCGUGACGACAUGGUUCGAAAGCUUCGCACUGCAGUUAGUAAUGCGUAUUGCGGCGAACAAAGAAUCGUUAACGUUGUUGCUGAGCUCGCGGCUUGGAAGCCCCGUAUCUCGCGUUCAUACGGAACACUGUACCAGCCAGAUGUCACCAACGGGCAGAAGCGCACCCACCAUGAUGCAGAACAGGUAGAGAUUACGCCUACAGCCAAACAGGCUAGCAUAGAGGUAGAAGAUGAUAACACCAUCACUUUACCUAUGAAGAGAGAGCAUGGCGGCGGCGGGUCUCCUCCUCCGAAGCGUGUUCGCGAGAAUACAGACGAGGAUGGCAACAUCCCUAUUACAGUUCCGCGACAGUGCGUCCCCAUGUAG